Molecule: messenger RNA, 594 nt
Organism: Rhododendron vialii
Lineage: Eukaryota; Viridiplantae; Streptophyta; Magnoliopsida; Ericales; Ericaceae
Product: 3'-5' exonuclease-like
Exons: 1
Coding region: 1-594 (197 amino acids)
Biological process (GO): nucleobase-containing compound metabolic process
Cellular component (GO): nucleus; cytoplasm
Molecular function (GO): 3'-5' exonuclease activity; nucleic acid binding
Source: RefSeq, a predicted model, not a curated record
AUGGCUAACAAUUACAAACAGAUGGUUUCUUUCUCCGGCAAGACUAUUGAAGUGACCGUCACGGACAAAGCUUCCAUGGCUGAUGAAUGGGUCCAAAAUGUACUCUCUCUUCACAGCGGCAAUCAAAAGAUGAUCGUCGGACUAGACUGCGAGUGGAGGCCUCACGUCAUCAGCUCAAUGAGUAAUAAGACAGCCACACUGCAGCUAUGCAUCGACACCAAAUGCCUCAUCCUCCAAAUGUUCUAUAUUGACUACAUUCCGCAGUCCAUUAAGAAUUUCCUCAAUGACCCUAACAUUACUUUUGUCGGAGUUGAGGUUGAGGACGAUGCAAUGAAGCUUAGGGAGGAAUACGGCUUGAGGGUCGCAAGCACCACUGACAUCCAAGCCGUGGCUAUGACGCGCUGGCCGAUACGAUUUUAUCGCAAACCUGGUCUGAAAAAGCUUGCUUAUGCAGUCGCGGGAAUUUCUAUGGAGAAACCGAUGCAUGUUUGUAGGAGUAACUGGGAGGCUAGGGUUCUUGAUGAGAAGCAGGUUGAGUAUGCUUGUAUCGAUGCUUAUGCUUGUUAUAGGAUUGGUCUCAGUCUAGUCGCCUAA